Lachancea dasiensis is the source of this 6297-nucleotide messenger RNA. Lineage: Eukaryota; Fungi; Ascomycota; Saccharomycetes; Saccharomycetales; Saccharomycetaceae. The record is from the annotation of a GenBank genome assembly.
AUGUCAAGCUCUUCAGUACCAACAACUUCUAAAUUUACUUCCAAUCUGUUGUCAUUCUCAAGCCUGAAGGAAACAUCCAGUUCCAGUCCUUUGCUAUCAUCGAGUUUGGAAAAAAGUUCGGGCUUUUCAUCAAAGAGUUAUGGACUCAUUUCCAAUCCGUCGUCAUCGACAAACUCAAAGGAAGCAUUGAGCUCCGACCCUCCGAAAUCGUCAAGCUGGGCGGGGUUGUCUAGCUCGUCAUCAAAAAGUUACAAAUUAACAGGAAGUCCGUCGCUCUCCUCUAGAUCAGCCACAACGUACAGUUCACCGUCUUCCAAACGCUUGAAGAAAACCGCUAGCUCCAGUAUGUCACUAUCGUCACUACCGUCAAGUUUGACAACAUCUUCCAGCUCCAGUCUUUCGUUCUCGUCUAGUUCGAAGAAAUUUGGAAGCUCGUCAUCAGCUAGCCUUGAGGGAGUUUCUGACACGUCGGUACGACCAAGCUCCAUGGCUACCUAUAAAUUGACGUUGUCUUCAGAUUACAAACUUUCAACGUCUUCCUCAAGUAAAAGCAUCUCCACCAAAUCUUCGCAGAGUGAGUCAAAACUGGGAGGCAGCCCUAAUCCAUCUUUUGAUAGCUCUUUUGAAAGCACGUCAGAUUCUUCUUCAAAGCAAUCAGCUAGUUCCACAAGUGUAAAGUCACCAACCUCGCUUUCAUCCACGUAUUUCCUUUCUGUUGCCUCUAGUGGUACACCGAGUGCUUCUAGUGCUGUUGAUGAUGGUGCGAGAACUACCGAAGAUGCAGACAAGUCAUCUUCCAUUGCUCAGUACCCCAUAAUUACAAUUUCAGCAGCAGCAACAUCAAAAUCAUCUAAUGGUUACAUCUCAUCAUCCUUUUCAUCUCAUUUUGGGAAACAGUCAAGUAUGGCCGUCUCAGCAGAACUGUCCUCGAGGUAUCCAACCAAAGAAAGCUACGAACCAGGAACUACACAGUCAGCUUCCACAAUAGAUACCAGUUUGGGAUCCAAUUCACCUUUGACGUAUUCCUCCUUUUCAGUUGAUAAAACCUCCUCGUUUCAAUCUACCCUUUCGCAGGAGUCUAGGUCUCUUUUCUCAGCUUCCACCGAAAAUCCCACCCAAUCAAGCGUCACGUCAUCCACUUCUUUACACAGUCUGUCAAGGACGAUAACUACAGCAGAUUUCUCAGCUCGAAAUUCAUUUUCUAGUCAGCUUUCUGAUAUCUCGCUAACUAAAUCGAUAGUAUCUACCGACACAGGUUCCGAAUCUCUAGAACCAUUUUCCACAGGCUACUUCACGCAAGGUAAUCAAAUUUCAGGAAUUUUUGUGGGAUUAAACAGAGCCUCAAUAUCUUCCUCCACUGAAAGUUCGACAUCAGGGCUUACAGACACAGUAAGUUCAAGACCAACAGACAGUUCGGCGUCAGGGCUUACAGACACAGUAAGUCCAAGACCAACAGACAGUUCGGCAUUAGGGCUUACAGACACAGUAAGUCCAAGACCAACAGACAGUUCGGCAUUAGGGCUUACAGACACAGUAAGUUCAAGACCAACAGACAGUAAAGCUACAACAUCUUCCACUUCUUCUGCCCACGAACAGUCUUUGACUUCACAAUCUUUUGCGUUUGCUGCUAUUGACUCUUCCAGUUUCGCAUCCUCUGGCACAUCCGAUCGCUCUCCUUCGGGCUCGCAACCAAGCGGGUCUGGACAUUAUCGAAGCACCGUAAUGUCAUCGGGCAUGAAAUCGUAUGCGAGCUUAUCCUCUGCUGACUAUUCAACUCCCAUGAGCUCCGAACUUUCUAAGAGUUCGACGUUCAGAAACUCAUUUUCAGAGAGCACCACUAACAUUAUGAGCGAUAAGGCGUCCUCAUUGAGCGGUAGCGGAUACAUGACUGCCAGUGCUGUCGAGAGUAAGACAUCAAUAUCAAAUUCGAUAUCUUCUUUCAAGCUCGUCUCUAGCUCCCGUUCUAUCCAGUCGGCUGAACGUAAAACGCAAAGUCCUACUACAACAGAGACGCCAGUCUAUUCAUCCACCGGAAAAGGGACGCGAAGCGCUUCAACAGCCCCUGCCCCGGAUGAGCAGGCGAUUUUGACUUCCAGUUCAGGUAUAGUGUCAUCUGUUGUUAAAGCUUCUUCAGAAACCGGCGCUACUGGCACCAUAGCGAAACAGCCAUCAACUUCUAGUAGCAUGAUAUCAGAUUUUCAAACUUCAAUACCCACUACUCUCGAUUCCAGUGCCCCUGGUUCAACGACAUCUUCCAGCGACGCCGCUUUACAAUCAAUCAAAAGUAGUGAACCUGAGCCUAAUAGGCGUACAAGCUCAUACAGCAUCAGUGGUCAAGAAUCAAGAAGUGCGGAAUCAGCUGUUAUUUCAACUGCAAACUCUAUGUCAGUCACCCCGGAAUCAUCUAUGAAGCAGUCGUCAACUACCGCCAACCAGCAAACGUCUUUAACUUCUUUUCCUGACAAAAUUUCCAGUAGCAUCACAGAAGGUACCGCUAUAACACAAUCUAGAAUUACCUCCAAUAGCGAAUCAACGUCUCAAGCGUCCUUCCAAUUCAGACCAACGGAAGGUUCAUCUCUUCCUAGUUCCGGGACUUCCACUAGGGCGACGACCAGUUUCACCACUGGCCAUUCAUCUUCACUGGCCACCAACGUGCCACAAGACUCCCAAACAAGUCGUUCUACUACUUCCAUUCCAAGGAGUGUUUCGUUUUUGGGUCAUACUGAUUCAAGUUUUUCCACAUCGAAGGUGAGCGAAAUAAUGUCAGAUUACUCUCCUGUCUCCUCUCAUAGUGUUAUCACAACCUCCACCUCUAAUACCAUGGGUAAUGCAGUUUCUGCAUCAAUUUCUCCUUCGAGCACGAUUGCUUCAUCUGUUUCAACCUCUACGACCGACACAAGAACCAUGCAUUCAGUUUCAUUGCUCUCUGUGACUCAGGGCAGUACGGAGCGAACAUCUUCCGACUACACCUCCAGUUUUACUAGCAUGCGUGAAUUUGCAACAUCAACGGGAUUGUCUUUUAGUCACGAUUCAAGUUUGCGGCCAUUAGUGUCUACUGAAAUCUCGUUGACUAGUGAAGCCUCCAGAAGUUUGUUGGCGACCGGGACGCCUUCCAAAUCUAGCAGUGACAGUACCAUGCCAUUCGCUUCUGCCGUGCCAAGUUCUGAGAUUGGUGAUAGAAUAUCGAAAAAAUCCUCAGAAUCAGCUACUAUAAUCACCAUGGCCUCCGCCUUAUUAACGUCGAACUCUGCUGAGACACAUCACAUUUCGAUCUCAUCAACAGGCUCAAGCGCUAAAGGAUCUUUGCAUUCUAUAGCCGCUCCAACUUCUGAUGCCACCUUACAAUCUACUUCCAGGCCUAUAUCUGCAUCAACUAUAUCGUCCACUCCUGCCAUUGUCGACUUUUCAAGCGCUUCUGUGAAGAAUACCCACUCUACAGGUUCGAUCCCCCAGGAGGGUUUAUCGAAGACCAAUAGUUUCCCCUCGUCUCCCUUAUCUGAUGUUGUAAAUACUUACAUGAGUAGUCAGAUGACAACGAGCCCAACUAAGGUACUAAGCACAACCGCUAUAACCAACUCUCUGGAGUUAUCAACAAAUGCUGCUUCACAUUCAACUGCCAUCAAUCCCUCGUUAAGUGGUUCUGAUUCACCAUCAAAAGCUACACUUUCUCCACUUUUGUCAACUAGUGGAACCUCUCUCAUCAGCAAUGGCCAGAACUCGCAGUACUCUUCAACUUCCUAUUGGCUCCCAUCUAAUAUUCUCACAGAGUCGCCGUCAGACCAAGGCUCAACUGCCUCCGAGGCCAGCUUCGAUGCUAGUGCCACCGCUACUCUACCACAAGUAAUCUUACCACCCACUGCGGUCCCUAAACCGGACAACUACUCAGUUAUUACUAUUGGGUUCAAAAGAGAACUGAACUACCCCUUUCUAAUCAACAACCCUUUGGCUUCCGCACAGAUAUUCAGUUUUCUCCCCAACAUUCUGAAAUAUCCUUUUGUUACUUUGCGCUCACACUUGAACAUGACUUCUCAUAUCACUAAGAAACGAAGUCUCGAUGGGGUGCUCGUCGACAGCCAAAACCUAGUUACCUCUGGAAAUUAUAGCCAACAUACUGACAGAUCACGAUUAUUUGAUGCUCUUGAAUCGAACUUCUCAGAAAUUACAGUGAAUUCUAUUAUGCCUCUGAUAGUUUCUGGAGACUCAUACAUCAGCUCGGUAGCUGUGGUCUAUUUCCCUUCGAGCGCGGUGGAACUUUUACAACACAUGGUACUGAACAAUGCUUCGGGAAUAUACAAGAACCCUGAUGCUUCCUUGAAAUCGCUGGCUCUUCUGAUUGACCCAACUAUUCCACUCACCGGCCUUAUCAAUUCUCAAGAUUCUGGCAGCGGGGAAUCUUCUGGGGAUGGUGGGGCCUCAAGCUCAAGUUCCCCAGGAUCGGGUGCGGCCGGCAACUCUAAAGGCAAUAAUCACGAGGGCGACAGUGGCUCAGGUGCUUUGAAUGCCUACAACCUUUUUACCAUUAAUUUCAAAUGUGCGAAGAGGAUAAUAAUUUUACUACCCGUGUUUCUGAUUUUCUUAUCUUCAUGGAUAUUGGUAUCAUUGUUUAUGUUUGGCCGUCUUUCCAAGGUAAAACCUGUCUACGGAAAUUUGAAUGCCUUAAAGAAAAAGUGGAAUGUCGAUAAAGAUGCCGUGGCAGCAUAUUUCAUGGCCCCGCAGUGUAUUGAUUCACAAUCGUAUCGAGAUCUCGAAAAGUAUCCCUUUGCUCCCCAGGGACAGUUCGAUGACAGUAGUUCAGAGAACUAUGACGAUGAUUUGCUGCCUGUGGGUGACAAUAUGAUAUUCAGUCAGAGCACUGGCUUAUGUUAUCAUCUAGACAGCGACGGAAAUUUCUUUUAUGCAGGCGCUCACAACAAUACCUCCAAGGGCAACCUGGCUCAGACUCUUCAAAACUCGGAUAUCAAUGACGUAACAUCUGUUGACCAUUCUGCAAAUAAUGCUGUCAACUCGGCACUAGUUAUUGGACUGCACGAAAAUUCAGAUGUGGAUGAUGAGCUGAGUGUUGACGAGGAUGGGAACGUUGAGCUUUCCGUGCUUGAAUUUGAGCCACUGUCUGUUGACGCUCAUAAUACUGAUACCUUCGAGAGUUAUAAUAACCAGCAGUACUACAAACUCAACCAGUACCUGCAAAAUUUGUCUGGUGAUGACAUUGCGGUAACGCAUUCGCUCCCGGAAGGUUUGAAGGAAGAACACGGCUCUUCUUCUAACGGAGACACAAGUCAAGCGCCUCAUUCGAGUGAAAGUUCUAACUUGUUAGGUCAGCUCUCAGCAGAGGAUGAAAACCUUGAAGACUAUUUCUAUAGCGACGAUGCAAACACAGCUCACGUUGGCAUCGAAGCCCCAAUGUCUCUGAAUAUUCGCGGGAAUGCUAAUAAUGAACGACACGAUAAGAGGGAUUUGGAAUAUGAUUACGUCGACGAUUCUAACGACGUGGAGGAUCUUAACUUCGACUUCAACUAUUCGGAUGAGGAUAAUGAUCAAGAUGACGAAGUGAAUGACGUCCAUGUCGGCGACUUUGACGAAUUAGAUGAGAUGAUGUAUCGUCGUCUGUCGAGUGUUAGCGGGGUAACGGGAAUGAUUGGAGGAACGUCUAGCUCGAAUGAGUCUAGAAUUGGAUUACCCAUGCAUAAUUCAGGAACCGUUUUGUCGUCUUUUGAGAAAAGCCGCACUAUUUCCACAACGUCUGAAGACGCAUGGCGGAAGUCUAGCUUCAUUACGUCUCAAAGUACUCCGCCUACGAAUACAACCGAUAAUUUCGACCAAGGACGACUAUCAAAGGAGCACGUACCACCAGCUCGGCCACCUAGGCCCGCUUCUGUGAUAAGUUUGGACAAUGAGAAAACUUCUUUGGAUUGGAGGCUUACCGAACAAGCCUCUAAAAAUGAGAAAGCCAAUGCGGUAAGAGAGGAUCUAAGCAGAGAGAAUAUCCAUUGGGAAGCAGACGAAUCAUCCCUCACACAUAUUGCCAGCGAAGGGGAGAAUGCGUCUUUCGCUCGAAAUCGCCAGAAUGGUCCGCAGAGUAACCGAUUGUCGCGGAUAGAGAAAUCCAAAAGAGCAAGCUUUCGACAAUCAGUGGCAUUCACGCUACAGAGCGCAAAUAUUUUCAGUGGCAGUGGUCGUAAGCGUUCACAUACCACCCAUGAAGUCGGUAGCCACGGCCACACCAAGGAAGAAUUGCAUAAACUUAAGAUCUCAGGUCCCAUAUUCUCAGAGAAUUCUCUCGGGUGGGGAGAAAUUUAG